This is a messenger RNA of Paramacrobiotus metropolitanus, 1200 nucleotides long. RefSeq lists its product as uncharacterized. The transcript is spliced from 5 exons. The record is from RefSeq and is a predicted model, not a curated record. NCBI's taxonomy places the organism in Eukaryota, Metazoa, Tardigrada, Eutardigrada, Parachela, Macrobiotidae. The coding region runs from base 133 to 906 and encodes 257 amino acids.
UAAACCAUCCAGUUUGAUUUUUACCUUAAGAUAAGAUGCCGGUUCUUGCAUAUUACUGAAUCCAGAAAACCAUUUGUUUCUAUGAUAAUUUAAAAAUUUCGCGGUUUUAAAACUGUUUUAAACUUUUCGCGAAUGGAAGGGAAUUUCCGUAGGAUUAACUGCCUUUCUUAUGGCCGGAUGCCGGUAAUAAUCCUUUGCCUUUUCUCAAUCAGUACGGUAUGUGGCGCUGGCUCGAUGGAAGAGGACCGCGCAGCACUGCGUGCCCGCAUGCGCCGCUCGUUGUCUACUUACUACAGUAGCAACAACACCAAAUCCCUUCCCAAGACCUGUCCUACAUGUGCGACCUGCCCACCGCCGUGUCCAGCGACGCCGGCGACCGUACCUUCGACGUCGUCCUGCUCCGAUAAUCCCUGCUAUUUUUCCUCCUUACCAUACGCUUGCUCGGCUGAACAGUGCGCUGAUUUCAUGGCGAAAACUGGCGAGUAUGGAAAGGCAGUGAUCGUCAAUCUUCCGGAAGAGCUGUGCGUCACCACGUGUCAACUGCAAGAUCUGUCGGGGACAGAACCCGUUGCCGGCCUGUAUGCAUUUGGUGCGUGUACACGGUACGAACGUUUGGACAUCACGGUCAACGGUCAGGAGCCCAACGUGGUGUCCGUGCUGAAAUGCGGCGCUGAUCAAUGCUUUCAAGCUAGUGGUUACGGACUGUUUUACUCCACCGACAACUGCAAUCCCGUCAUGUACAGCCAAGAUACCGUGCUGCAGUGCACUUUAUCGCUGAUUAAUGCACAAACCAUGAAUGGUGAAUUAUAUGCCACAGCGCAAUUUCGGUUAAAAAUCCAGUACGUUGACCAGAGGGACUGUGGACCAGUAAUAAUGGAUCUAGUACACCGGAAUAAUUAUGUAUAACACGUAUUGCACAAUACCUUCGCCUGUGUAACAUACUGUACAUGGAUUUAUUACAUAAUUAUGCAAUCAGACUAGUCAGAGUGAAUAUUAUCCUCAAUCACCUGCCAGCUCGCAUUCCGUGUGUAUCUGUACUCGAUAUGCGGAUUAUUGACUUACCAUUAAUUUUUGAUAGUUGUGAAUUUGUGAAUGUUCUGCUAACAUUUUAAAUAUAGUAUCUAGUCGUUCGAUUUGUGAAAUCGCAGUACUCUGUGUGCACAGGAACGAUGUCUUGCCGGCGGUACCGUCCGGAGUUUA